AUGAUAUUCAAUAAUGACACAAGAUAAAUAUUAUAGAAUAUAGGAAAUAAUAUUUAAAAUCCUUUAUCUUAAUUAACUUUACCUAAUUUGUAAAUUUAUCAAAAGUAAAAAGAAAAUUAAAGUCCCAUCAAAAUAUUAGUAGGAGGAAAAAAAACUGAAUUUUCAGAUUAUAAAUCAGAAGCUUAGUAGACAUUUUCAAAUAUAAAAAAGAUGACUUAAAAUGAGAAUUGUAUGUGCAACUGUUAAAGAAAGAAUCAACAAUUUAAUAAAAUAUCAGUUAAAUAAUACGAUAGAACGAAAGAAAAUUUGUUAAUAAAUAAACAUAAUGAUUAUUAUAUAAGAAAAUCAGUUACACCCGAUUAGUUUUCUGAAUAACAUUAAAAAUCUGAAAAUAUUAGCCUCAAAUACAUUAAAAACAUAAGAGAAUAUCUUUAAUCUAAAAUAUAAAUCAGUUUGCAAAACAAACUAAAAUAGUACACAUAAGAAAAUUAUAAACAAACAUCAUUAAAAGGUUCACAAAAGUAAAAUUUAAAAGCUAAACAUUUGAAUUAAAUUUGUUUUAAUAAUAGUUGUAUUAAUUUAAAGCAAAUUUUUGAUAGUUAAAGCUUUGAAUUGAGAUAAAAAUUUUUAGAAUAACAAUAAUAGAUGAUUGAGGAAAAAAUUUAAGUAGUAUAAUAAAAAGAAUUUUCUAAGAAAAAUUUAAGUAGCUCUUUUGAAUAGCUCAAGCGAACACCAUAAAAAAGAAAAAUAAAUUUUAAUUUAGAUGGCAAAUCAUUUUAAGAAACGAACAAUAUUUUAUACUAAUAAAAAAAAUCUAUUAAUUAUUCAAAUUUCAUAAGUUGUUAAAUUAUAAAAAAUAAAGAACAAAACAGUACUGAAAUUUAGAUUGAAGAUAAUUUAGUUUCUCUAUAAAAUGAUAAAUUUGAUUAAUAUAUUUUUAAUGAAUCAGAAGAUAAAAAAUCAUCUGAUGAGAACUUCUAAGGUAUGUAUUUAACAAUAAACCUAGGGUAUAUACCAUAGGCUUAAAAUUAAUUGAUACUUAGUCCUGAAAAGAAUUCAUCUUUUUCUUAAUCUAGUAAAGUAAAUCGUUAUUUGAAAUUAAUUUAAUCUUUUAAAAGUUUUCAUAUAAAUUAAACUCAACUAAAGAGUGAAAUUGAACUUAAAGAAUCGAUUAAAGUCAAUGAUUUAAAUCAUAUUAGUGAAUUUUCUAUAUUUAUGGAUGACAAAUAAAAUAANAAUUAACUUUACCUAAUUUGUAAAUUUAUCAAAAGUAAAAAGAAAAUUAAAGUCCCAUCAAAAUAUUAGUAGGAGGAAAAAAAACUGAAUUUUCAGAUUAUAAAUCAGAAGCUUAGUAGACAUUUUCAAAUAUAAAAAAGAUGACUUAAAAUGAGAAUUGUAUGUGCAACUGUUAAAGAAAGAAUCAACAAUUUAAUAAAAUAUCAGUUAAAUAAUACGAUAGAACGAAAGAAAAUUUGUUAAUAAAUAAACAUAAUGAUUAUUAUAUAAGAAAAUCAGUUACACCCGAUUAGUUUUCUGAAUAACAUUAAAAAUCUGAAAAUAUUAGCCUCAAAUACAUUAAAAACAUAAGAGAAUAUCUUUAAUCUAAAAUAUAAAUCAGUUUGCAAAACAAACUAAAAUAGUACACAUAAGAAAAUUAUAAACAAACAUCAUUAAAAGGUUCACAAAAGUAAAAUUUAAAAGCUAAACAUUUGAAUUAAAUUUGUUUUAAUAAUAGUUGUAUUAAUUUAAAGCAAAUUUUUGAUAGUUAAAGCUUUGAAUUGAGAUAAAAAUUUUUAGAAUAACAAUAAUAGAUGAUUGAGGAAAAAAUUUAAGUAGUAUAAUAAAAAGAAUUUUCUAAGAAAAAUUUAAGUAGCUCUUUUGAAUAGCUCAAGCGAACACCAUAAAAAAGAAAAAUAAAUUUUAAUUUAGAUGGCAAAUCAUUUUAAGAAACGAACAAUAUUUUAUACUAAUAAAAAAAAUCUAUUAAUUAUUCAAAUUUCAUAAGUUGUUAAAUUAUAAAAAAUAAAGAACAAAACAGUACUGAAAUUUAGAUUGAAGAUAAUUUAGUUUCUCUAUAAAAUGAUAAAUUUGAUUAAUAUAUUUUUAAUGAAUCAGAAGAUAAAAAAUCAUCUGAUGAGAACUUCUAAGGUAUGUAUUUAACAAUAAACCUAGGGUAUAUACCAUAGGCUUAAAAUUAAUUGAUACUUAGUCCUGAAAAGAAUUCAUCUUUUUCUUAAUCUAGUAAAGUAAAUCGUUAUUUGAAAUUAAUUUAAUCUUUUAAAAGUUUUCAUAUAAAUUAAACUCAACUAAAGAGUGAAAUUGAACUUAAAGAAUCGAUUAAAGUCAAUGAUUUAAAUCAUAUUAGUGAAUUUUCUAUAUUUAUGGAUGACAAAUAAAAUAAUUAUUGCUGA
Messenger RNA from Paramecium sonneborni, 2411 nucleotides. The record is from the annotation of a GenBank genome assembly. Lineage: Eukaryota; Ciliophora; Oligohymenophorea; Peniculida; Parameciidae.